AGCAAACAUAUUACAAAAUAAUAAUAUGCUAAGUGUCAUAUCGGCCUAAUUACAGAAUACGGUUGAGGUACUUCAAUUAACGUUGCAUUUAACACCUGCCAUCAAGUUCAAGAAACGACUUCUCCUCUUAAUUGAGAUCUGAUGACAGUACUCCUUCAGCAAAGAAGACGGUCUUAUGCACCGUUGCAUAAGACGACCUUCUUAACAAAAAUGACUAGGGACGCUAAGUUGACUGGUAGUCACUAUAGGAAGAGUGAAGAAAUAUGAUCCUACCUAAGAACCUACUGUUGCUCCUACUGGUGAUCCUAGCCUCGACAAUGGCUGAAGAAGACCUGGAGGUGGACUCGACUGUAAGGUUUGGGUUCGCCGUAGGAGGACCAGGGUACUACGGGUUCGGAGGAGGGUACAGGUACUUUGCAACGGCAAUAGAAUUGAACCCUGAGAAACCUUUUUCCCGUAAUGUCUUCCCGAGCAGCUCUGAUGGCAAAAUCGAUGGCAUUGAUUGUCGAUCUGUCCUUUCGAGAACCGACAGGAUUAUCAGACAAUCCUCGGACUCCUUUACUGAAGUAGUUCAACCUGCCAUAAACAAUGCUCAGCAGUAA
Nezara viridula (southern green stink bug) is the source of this 602-nucleotide messenger RNA. The record is from the annotation of a GenBank genome assembly. Lineage: Eukaryota; Metazoa; Arthropoda; Insecta; Hemiptera; Pentatomidae.